AUGUUUCCCGAAAUCAAUCCCCCUAGGAAAAUGUCCUUCCAAGCAGACCCGGUCGAUUUUAAAGAAAAGCUCAUAGCGUCGGUGAAGAAAGAGGUGAAACAGGUGAUGGAGGAAGCCGUCACAAAGAAGUACAUACACGAAGAGUCCUGCUCGGUUACGGCCCUGUGCGCUGCGGUCGAGGCCUGCCUCAGCCAGGGCUUGCGGCGUCGGGCGCUCGGUCUGUUCAAAACAUCGUCCACCACAGCCCUGCUGCACAAGGUGGCCAAGCACUGUCCCGAGGCGGCGUGCAUCAGUAAGAAGGUGCAAGACAUCGAGAACAGCGAUCCGAACAAACGGUCGUCGUCGAGCAGCGACAGCACACACAAACCACCGAUACUGAAGAAGAGUAGCAGCAACUCCGUAUCCACUACGACGCCACCGCAAUCACCGCCCGUUGUUAAGUACCUCUGGAUACGGUUGGCCCUGUACGAGAAGAAGCUUUCGCGUAUCAUCGACCAUCUGGUGACGAACGCGACACGCUACUACGAGCGGGACUCCCUGGUCGCUGACUCGGACUACGGUUCCAUACUGAGUUCCCUGCUCGUGGGACCGUGCGCCUUGGACUACUCACGUGCCAAAACUGCCGACCACUUCUGGACCGAUCCUCCGGCUGACGAACUGGUUCAGCGACAUCGGAUUAGCUCGAGUAACCCGACGCCACCGGCCUACCGAAGACCAAUGUUGAACUUUAAGCGCAGCCUGCACACGAGUUCCGAGGAAGGCAGCAUCGCGUCGUUCAAGUCGAACAGCUUGGCGUCGGCCUCGAAGGACUACGUGGAGUCGUUGCACCAAAACUCGCGCGCCACGCUAUUGUACGGGAAGAACAAUGUGCUCGUGCUUCCGAAGGACGUGAGUGAGCCGAUGCCCGGCUACUUAAGCCUUCACCAGACGGUACAGUCGCUUACGAUCAAGUGGACACCCAAUCAGCUGAUGAACGGGUAUACCGAGUCGGAGUGCAUCGACAAGAGUUCGUACUGGUCGUACGCCCUGAACGUCAACGUGGAUGAGAUCGUGUACGUCCACUGCCACCAAGCGCGCGGCGGAGACACCGGAGGGACAAUCAUACUGGUCGGCCAGGACGGUGUCCAGCGGCCUCCCAUUCACUUUCCCGAGGGCGGCCACAUGGCAGCGUUCCUAAGCUGCCUGGAAACAGGCCUGUUGCCGCACGGGCAACUGGACCCCCCGCUGUGGUCGCAGCGUGGCAUUGGACGUAUCUUCCCGUGGCCACAAAAGUCUAGGCGUCGGCCACUGCCGUCGUUGUUGGAAACGAACGAUGAGCUGCCCAUCGACUACGUGUUCCGUGUCGUCAACAAAGGCAACACCGACGAGUUCUUGGCCACACACUCGAUUCUGGAGCUUGGCCGCACAAGCCCUCGCUACCGGGCCCAGCUGAGUAGCUGCUCCACCAACGAGAGCAGCGACUGUUCGAGCAAAAGUCUCUCGAUCGAUGCCAUGUCAAUCGACAGCCCGAAUCCGCAGUCGAAUCAGUCGACCAGCAUCGCCCUGGUUUGCUCCACGAUGAAGCGGCAAAUCAUUUCGCGGGCUUUUUACGGCUGGCUCGCGUACUGCCGGCACCUGUCCACCGUGCGGACGCACCUCUCCGGGCUUGUGAACGGGCGAAUAACACCGGAAUCGGGAGCCGAGGACGGUUUGACACGGGCCCGGUGGGAAACACUGCACGACGCAGCCGGUGUCGUCGGUGACGAUCAGGAGGUGUACCGGUUGGUCUACUAUGGUGGAGUCGAUCACGAGAUCCGCAAGGAGGUGUGGCCGUACCUGCUUGGCCACUACAGCUUCGGCAGCACGCCGGAGGAGCGGGCCGAGCUGGACGAAACCACCAAGCACUACUACGAGACGACCAUGAGCGAGUGGUUGGCGGUCGAGGCGAUCGUACGCCAGCGGGACAAGGAGAAGACGGCGGUGGCCGUGGCCAAGCUCAGCUCUGGCAGUGGUAGCAUGGAGAACAAGAGCAAAACCCUCGACCCAGAGCCGGGCGACGCGGAGGACGAGGAAGAAGAGAUGGAGAACGAAGUGUUUGAAGAGAAUGGCUUCUCCGACAUGUCCGAGCCGGAGGUGGAAGGCGAAGACAAGGAGCAAGCGGAAGCAAAAAGUGCUAAGGAGGGCUUUACGCUGCCCGUGAUUCGGCAGAACAGCGGUACGGCCGGUGGUGUUGCCGCCGUUGAGGACGGCAAAGAGAAUGGUCAACCGGAGCCGGAGCCGGAUCAGGACGAGGAGGAGGACUUUGACAGCAACAAGAGCUCACCGUCGGACUCUUCGUACGCGACGGUUGGGAACGAUUUCAUCGACGUGGCGGAAAUCAUUUCACCGAUGCGCGAGGAUGCUAACGGCGAACAGCUGGCGGUGGAGCGCAUGCAAGAGGGUGACGACGACGAUGGCGCCCAAUCGGAAGAUCCAAUCGAGGAGGAUGGGCUGGAUGGAGAAGUGCCAGGGUCACCGAAAUCUCCGGAACAACCACGCGCUGUGAUCGUGACCGACGCUUCGAUCGACGUAACGAUGCUGCAGGGUGACGGCGGUAGGGAGCUGAACAACAACAACACACUGUCGACACUGGCAGAAGAAGCGUCAGGCCAUCAGGCGUCGGCGUUGGACUCGCUACAAGAACCAAAGUCCGCCUGCGUGUCCCCGGCAAGCUCCAACGGGGGGAUCUACAGUAGUGAACUGUUGGAGUCGUUCGGGUUGAACCUACAUCGCAUCGAGAAGGACGUUCAGCGGUGCGAUCGAAACUAUUGGUACUUUGCGAACGAAAAUCUGGACAAACUGCGGAACGUUAUCUGCACAUACGUUUGGGAGCAUCUCGACGUCGGCUAUAUGCAGGGCAUGUGUGACCUGGUGGCUCCGCUGCUGGUGAUUUUCGACGAUGAAUCCCUGAGCUACGGGUGCUUCUGCCGGUUCAUGGAGCGCAUGAUCGAAAACUUCCCGAACGGUGGCGCCAUGGAUAUGCACUUUGCCAACAUGAGAUCGUUAAUACAAAUUUUGGACUCGGAAAUGUACGACCUCAUGCACGCGCACGGCGACUAUACACACUUUUACUUCUGCUACCGGUGGUUCCUGCUCGACUUCAAACGCGAGCUAAUCUACGCCGACAUCUUCUCGGUGUGGGAAGUCAUCUGGGCGGCGAAGCACGUGGCGUCGGCCCACUUUGUGCUGUUUCUGGCGCUGGCACUGCUGGAAACGUACCGUGAUAUCAUUCUGUCCAACAGCAUGGAUUUUACGGACAUUAUUAAAUUCUUCAACGAAAUGGCCGAAAGGCACAACACACCAGCCGUGCUGAAGCUGGCCCGCAGCUUGGUGUUGCAGCUGCAAACAAUUAUCGAAAAUAAGUAGACCUUUGGAAUCGCCGGAAACCCGUUGACCGGGCACCGAUUUGAAAGGCAACCUUUUGGUAUCAUUUGAUCAUCCACGGCAAGUGCUGUAAGAACAAAUCUUCAACCAACGUACAAUUGAACUUGAUACAGCGAAAACCCUAACAAUAUCGCACUAAGUAUACAAUGAAAGGAAGGAUGUAUGCAUUGCCAUGGCAACAUACAGCGAACCGAUGCCCCAUCAGGAUGAUGAUCGGUGGACAUGCCUCACGUUAUAUUUUUUUGUUACCGUUUUUUGGCGGAGGUCUUUCGCAAUGUCUAGGGUUUGGCCCGUGCAGUAUGCUUAGUCCUCGAUCUGUACCUCCUUGUGUCUGCUUGCGUGACCGUUGUGAAGCACUACCGUGUGUACUGUUGUUGUGUGCUUUCCGUUAUUGUUGUACUCUGGUGGUCGGAGGCUUUCGGUUCGUUACACUAGUACCCAUGCCCGCCUGUGAAGAGUUUUAGAUAACAUGUCAUUCCUGCAGUGUGCGGGCGCUAAACUCCCAUCCCAUCGGCCCACCGGUGCUGACUGUAGUAUUCCAUUUUGUAACUGUUAAUGAUGUUGUUAGCGAACAAAUGGUAAAGCGGUAGACGAUAGUGGACAUUAGGGUCACCCGGAAAUACUUCCACCAACGCCACCAAAAAACUUGUGUGUCCUUCACACUGACUGUGCUAGGACCGGAAGGCCACCGUAAUCAUCGCAAAGAUCUCAUAAAAUGAGUGACUAUAUAUAGCAAAAAAGGAAUAAAAAAGACGGACACAAAGGCAAAAACUACAAAACGUAUACACGCAUACAUAUAUUCCACAGCAUAACCUCAGUGACAAAAUGUUCAAAGUUUAUAGACCGCUAACCGAUUGAGACGAAAACGAAGCUAGUUAUCCAUUGUAGCGUAACACGUAAAUGCAAACCUUCUUCCUUCCUUUGCUUGGCCAAGGACUUCGGGAGGCAAUUGGGAUUCCACUCCAGGUCAUGUCUAUCUGGCUUUCUGUUUUAGUCACAUCGAUGUCUAUAUUACGUAGCAAACCAAAAUGAAUCGCAAAUUUGAUGCCCACUCACUCACCAGCCGUAAUGGAGUAAAGUAUCACCGUUUUACACAACAAAUCACACAACAAUAUCCAAAUGCAAUCAAAUCUUAUGAAGAAUCGCUACAAAAAGAAGAAAAUAGGGAAAGAGUUCUGCCUAUAUUUAUGAUGCAGUUCACAGUACUGCGACCGUAAACCGGGUACGUUUUGGUACAUCGUUAUCACUUCGCAUGCUUUCACCAGUAGCUUGCUUUGAUUGAGUGUUUUAAAUGGGUUGUCUGUUGAAACCGGUCUCUCGCAGUUGACUUCCAGUGAGUUGUUGUUCAGUACUGUUGUUUGGAAGUGAUUUAGAAGAAUUCAGAGGAUCAGCUUAAUUUACUUACACUUUAAAACUCGUAUUAUUGGCCGAACACACGCUACAUCUUCUGAUGCACCUUACACGAAACCUAAUCAAUUGAACGGUAUCUUCCAGUACAUCAUCAUUCAUCAACGAUACAUUGGCAGGGACGUUGUGUCGUUGCAAUCAGUAGUAUACACUUGGUAAAGAACUCAAGUUUCCCCGAUCACCUGUUAUCACAGAGAAAAAACCAAAACCUAAACUAGAUUGACCGUGUUACCGGGUGCCCGAAAGACAGAGCGGGUCAAAUAUAACCAAUGAAUCAAAUAAACUUUUCCACAACAAUCUAGUCUGAAAGAAAAUAAUCAUGAAAAUUGUUUAGGAGUAACUCAAAAUUGACCAUACUGGCAAUGGCAUCUGAAUGUUGAGUGCGUCGUUUAACGUUGUCUGCGUACCAAGGGCCAUACGCAUUAGAACGGAACCCGGAUAUCCGGGACGCCUCAAAGCGAAGCCGGUCGAUAAAAGUGUGUACCGUGGCUACGUACCGAGAUGUCCCGUUUUUAACCGGUGUAGCUGCGUGUGAAGUUUUUGGAACAGAAAUACAAAUCUACGCCUGAGAAGCGAAGGGAAAACGUUGCGACUGGAUGCGAUGCUGG
Messenger RNA from Anopheles bellator, 5417 nucleotides. Its product is annotated as small G protein signaling modulator 2-like. Gene Ontology annotation, biological process: activation of GTPase activity. The transcript is spliced from 13 exons. Lineage: Eukaryota; Metazoa; Arthropoda; Insecta; Diptera; Culicidae. Bases 1 to 3384 code for a protein of 1127 amino acids. The record is from RefSeq and is a predicted model, not a curated record. Gene Ontology annotation, molecular function: GTPase activator activity.